AAUAAACACAAAAAUGAGCGCGUCUGCAACCAAUUCCAUGGACUUCAACGGAAAAACCCUCCACGACUACGACGUGCUGGCUGUGAUGCGCAACGGCUUGUUCGGGGCCUUGUUCAAGGUGCGGGACAAGAGCUCCGGCGAGCUGUUCGUCUUGAAGGGCAUCCGCUACUACAAGUUGGACAAAGUCAAGUGCGAGGCGCUGUUCUCGGAGAUAACCAUUCUCCGGGAACUGCAGCACCCUAACAUUGUGCAAUACUUCCACCAUUUCGACAAUCGGGUGGUGCAGGUAUUGCAUAUUGUUAUGGAGUGCUGUGCCGGCGGUGAUCUCGCCCAGCUUGUCGACGGGCGCGAGCAGAGCGACGCCGGUGCGAGGAGCCCUACAUUUGGCGGGUGCUCGUCCAAGUGUGCCGUGUCCUGGACUGCUGCCACAACGGUACGGACCGAGCGAUCGUACACAGGGAUGUUAAGCCAGCUAACAUCUUCCUGGACGCUGCCGGCAAAGCCAAGCUGGGUGAUUUCGGCCUGGCCCAGAUGCUGAGGCGGGACCAGAGCUUCGACGCUGCGUUCGUGGGCACUCCGUUGUACAUGAGUCCGGAGCUAGUCCGCGGCAGGAGGUCCGACUGGAAGAGCAACGUGUGGGCCCUGGGCUGCGUGGUGUACGUGAUGUACCCUGCUGAAGUUCUUUCUGAAAGGGUAUACAAACGUCGGCGUACCGAAGUAUGCAUGCCUUUCCUAGAUUUUGAAGACUAAAAGGAAUUUAAAAUCAAAACAAUACCUCCCGUGUACAGCAUCCCCGCGUGUCCCAGUGUUUUAAAAAUGAGUGCGUCACUUUCCACGGAUUUUAGCCGGAAAACCCUCCACGACUACGACGUGCUGGGCGUGAUGGGCAGCGGCUCCUUCGCGACGUGUUUUAAGGUGCGGGACAAGAGCUCUGGCGAGCUGUUCGCCUUGAAGGGCAUCCGCUACGACGGGCUGGACGAGGACAAGCGCGAGGCGUUGUUCUCGGAGAUAACCAUUCUCCGGGAACUGCAGCACCCUAACAUUGUGCAAUACUUCCACCAUUUCGACAGUCGGGUGGUGCAGGUAUUGCACAUUGUUUUGGAGUGCUGUGCCGGGGGCGAUCUCGCCCAGCUUGUCGAGCGGGCGCGAACAGAGCGACGCCGGUGCGAGGAGCCGUACAUUUGGCGGGUGCUCGUGCAAGUGUGCAGUGCCCUGGACUGCUGCCACAACGGUACGGACCGAGCGAUCGUACACAGGGAUGUUAAGCCAGCUAACAUCUUCCUGGACGCUGCCGGCAACGCCAAGCUGGGUGAUUUCGGCCUGGCCCAGAUGCUGAGGCGGGACCAGAGCUUCGACGCUGCGUUCGUGGGCACUCCGGUGUACAUGAGUCCGGAGCUAGUCCGCGGCAGGAGGUCCGACUGGAAGAGCGACGUGUGGGCCCUGGGAUGCGUGGUGUAUGAGAUGUGCGCCCUGCGUCCACCAUUCCAUGAGCUGUGCGAAAGGAUAGUCCAGGGCGUGUUUCUUCGAAUUCCUGCCGUCUAUUGUUCCGAUCUACAGGAGACCAUCUCAGCUAUGCUGGCCGUAGAUCGUGAACAGCGUCCCGGCGUCGAGGUGUUCUUGCUGCAUCCGUUGGUGGUCCGGAAUGUCAGCGAGCUGGGCGGCGGUUUCCCGAACCUGGUCGAGGCUGAAGAAGAUCCUUGUUCCUCUCCAUAUUCGUUGCCAAACUUACCAUUUGGCACAAUGGAGGGGCUCCGAGAGUUUGACACGCUCUUACUAUCAAACGAAGAGGCGAAGCAACAAAUGACAUCUAAAAUGCUGCAAAUAGGUGGCAUUGAUGUUGCUCGCUUCACCAGGAACGUGCUGAGCUGGCCUGGCGCCUACUGGAAGAGAUGGCCCUUUCCCGCAAACUGCCCAGGUGCGAGGUCUACCUGGCUCUACUCGAUCGCCUCGCCAAGCAACCAGGCCAACUUCCAGCCCAGCUCCGUCGAUUGUUGAAGUUGCAGUUAAUACAAUUAACAAUUAUAUUAUAUUAU
Molecule: messenger RNA, 2033 nt
Organism: Drosophila serrata
Lineage: Eukaryota; Metazoa; Arthropoda; Insecta; Diptera; Drosophilidae
Product: serine/threonine-protein kinase Nek2-like
Source: RefSeq, a predicted model, not a curated record